AUGAAGUGCAGUGCGUGCGGAAAGUUUAUGGCGGCGGCAGAGGGCGUUACGUGUCCUAAAUGCGAUAGAAAAUCACACAGGGCCUGCGUUAAAGUUCCUGAAGGUGUGCAGGUCCAACCUACUUGGUUGUGUCCGGACUGUAAAAUACGGACGCCCCGAAAGUCAGAUCAGAAUACGCCUGUGCGAGGACUUAAUUCCGAGUAUAUUAUCAAGCAAGGCGAAGAGAAACCCCAAAGCCCUGUGGCGCAAGGUUUCAAAGAGUCGGAACUAGCUCUCGAACUACGUAGAUUUAGAGAAGAACUGCGAGAAACCAGGGAAGAAUUUAGAUCUUUCCGACAGGAGAUGUUUGAUUUGCAACAGCUAACCUUGUAUUUAGAUAGAAAAAAAAUUCUACCGGAAAUGCAGUCGGGAUUUCGUAAGAACCAUAGCACCACGACGGCCCUAGCUCAACUUAAUGACGAUGUACUAACUGCUCAAGAUGAAGGAAAAGGCACAAUACUAGUAUUACUAGAUUUUUCUCGUGCAUUUGACUGUAUAAAUGUUUCCCUUCUCUUAUCAAAGCUUCAUUACUAUGGAUUCAGUAGCAGCGCAGUACAAUGGUUCGAUAGUUAUUUUAAAAACCGACUACAAACUGUAGAACUGAGCGAUGACCGAGGAACAUUAAUACGUUCGCAAUCAAAAAAAAUCAAAGCCGGUGCGCCCCAGGGAUCGAACCUGGCUCCAAUAUUGUUUUCAGUUUACAGUGCCGACUUAGUAAAAAAACAUUAA
Molecule: messenger RNA, 768 nt
Organism: Parnassius mnemosyne (clouded apollo)
Lineage: Eukaryota; Metazoa; Arthropoda; Insecta; Lepidoptera; Papilionidae
Source: the annotation of a GenBank genome assembly